AAUGCGUCUUUCCAUCUAUUGACGCAUUAUUAGGACCGAAUAUUCGACAAUCGCAACGUGGAGAAUUUCCUUUCGUAGUAUCCAUGAUAAAAUUGAAUUUUGACAAUCCCAGGCCUGUAGAAAAUCAUCUCUGUACUGCAGCGCUCAUUUCAACUCAGCAUGUUUUAAGUGCAGCAACAUGUACCAACGAUAGACUGAGUAAUGAAACUCUUAUCCUUCUCGGGGACCGUAAUUUAAACAACUGUAAUAUUUACAGUAUAUUGUGGUGGAUAAAUUAUGAUGCAUGGAGUGAAUUUAAACGAGUACCCCGUUUAUAUUUUGUAAAUGAUAUCAGUAUUUCGAAGUUGCUUCGACCAGUAGAACAUGAUAUUGUGCCGGGAGUUCUCUUAUAUAUGCCGAAUGAAAAUUUGGAAGCUAGUAGUGCUCAAGUGGCAGCCUGGGGUGCAAACAAUCAUCAUAUAAUAACUCCUUAUAUGUUAACGUCAACUGUCAGAUUCUUGUCAAACAGUAAAUGUCAAAGUAAACUCACAAAAUUGGAAAAAUCAUUUGUACUUGUGCAUGAAAGAUUCUUUUGUACCAAUGCACAUCCAUAUGUAAUAUUAUUUCGAGGUGAUUUUGGUGGACCACUUAUAUACCGAAAUCGAAUAAUUGGUAUCAAUAAAGAAACUCUUCCUCAAAUGGAUGGUAAUUUUCACCCAAGCAAAAUCAACAUCCACACGAGUAUUUUCCCCUACAGACAAUUCAUUGAAGAUGUUACAAGCAUCGAAUAUAAUUUGAAAAGCGUAAAUGCCAUAAUUGGAAAUAAUGUAAGACAAGUAAAUACAGGAGAAUUCAAAUUUAUCGUCUCUCUCAUGAAAAUAAACAGAGCGAAUUCUAUACCAAAUGAAGCCCACUAUUGUACGGGCUCACUUAUUACAAGAAAAGAUGUUUUAAGCUGUGCUCAUUGUUUAGACGAAGAAGAGUUAGAAAGUUCACAAGUACUCAUUGGAUCAAGUGACUUGAGGUUUGGCGAAAUGUUGUACAUUUACUGGUGGAUAACGUAUGACCAAUGGGGCGACAGUGGAGGUCCGCUUUUGAGUAUGGGUAUGGUUAUUGGCGUCAAUACAGCUACCGUACCAGUGACGGUUAAGGUGCCUCAUCCAGAUAAGGUCAACGUUCAUGCUGGUAUCGAAUACUACAGAGCGUUUAUUUUGGAAGCCAUAGGUAGCAGUUUUGUAUGGUCUUGA
This is a messenger RNA of Ceratosolen solmsi marchali, 1226 nucleotides long. The record is from RefSeq and is a predicted model, not a curated record. Lineage: Eukaryota; Metazoa; Arthropoda; Insecta; Hymenoptera; Agaonidae.